This is a messenger RNA of Magnolia sinica, 1612 nucleotides long. RefSeq names its product protein TRIGALACTOSYLDIACYLGLYCEROL 4, chloroplastic. Gene Ontology annotation, cellular component: chloroplast envelope. The coding region runs from base 76 to 1491 and encodes 471 amino acids. Gene Ontology annotation, molecular function: phosphatidic acid binding. The transcript has 5 exons. Gene Ontology annotation, biological process: acylglycerol transport; ER to chloroplast lipid transport. NCBI's taxonomy places the organism in Eukaryota, Viridiplantae, Streptophyta, Magnoliopsida, Magnoliales, Magnoliaceae. The record is from RefSeq and is a predicted model, not a curated record.
GAAGAAAUGAAGAACCCUCCCUUCCCUUUUUCCAUUUAAACAAGAGACAGAGAUAAGGUAAAACAGGGGAGGAGAAUGUCGAAUCUGAGAUUGGCCAUGGACGCUGCGUUUUGGGACCUGAACGUAUCCAGCCCUCAGACGCUGGACGGUUCGGCCCGGUCCGUACCGGGCGAGCCGUACCCGAUCUUCACUGCCCCUGCCUGCCGUACGCUCCGCCCCCAGCAGCUCUCUCUGCUGGGAAAUGGAUUCCCGCUCCGUCUUAUCCCUUCUAUCUCUCCCACCACGCCCAAGGACCUCGGCUCCUUCUCCCUCCAGUCCCUUUUGCUAAAAUACGCUUCUAUGAACUGGUGGGUUGGAUUAGUUGGGCAGUUCCGUCCGAAGAAACUAAUAACUUCGAUUAAAGAAGAAGUGGCAGGUGGUGAUGAGUUUGAACUGCCUGCAUUUAAGGAUGUUGCCAGGCAUUUCUUGGACAAAUCACUCUAUGCGCUUGGUUUUUGCUCACAAAUUUCUCUCACACCUGCUUCAUCAUUAUAUUUUACCACCGAAGUGCAUGGCGAGAAGAAGGGGCGCCGCUCUAAAGCAAUGUACUUCCAUAAGCUUCCUCAACAUGAUGUUACACUAGAAGCGGCAUGGCCUGAGCUAUUCAUCGACGAGAAUGGAGCAUAUUGGGAUGUGCCUGCAUCGAUAUCAUUAGAUUUGACAUCAAUUGUUUCUGAAUCUGGAUUGAGAUAUCGUUUUGGCAUACACAAAAAUAGUGGUGAUCCUCAACCCCUUAGUGAAUCAUGUGGAGAUGUUCCUUUAGCUCUGAUGCCAGGAGUAUGUGCAAAGGCCGCAUUUUCUUAUGAGAAGAGCAGGGACAUUUGGAGGCAGAAGGAGAAGAAGAAGGAUCUGUUAGUGAAAACUGACAAGGGUCGGGCUUGGUGGUUCAACUAUGACACACGUUUGAGAGAACCACAUGCUGCAAUCUCAGGAAUUAUUGGUGGUACCUGUUCUGCCUGGUUUGGUGGCGGCAAAAACUCAAACGCUGAUUCGAGAGCUCAUUCAGGAGAUGGAGAGGUUGCCAACAGGAGACAGCUACUCGGUGCUGACUUGUUUGGCUCGGUGCGGUAUACAUUUCAACACGGGAAGUUCAGGAAACCUUUUGGAGACCUGACCAGGGUAGAUGCCCGCCUGGACAUCUGUUCAGCUUCAGCAUUUAUCAAGGGUGCUGCACACUUGGUCUCAGAUGUCUUCGGAAGUCCAACCAAAAGAGAAGUAAAUCUGCUCGCUUCCCCACAGCUUAAUGUGAUCUUUCAGCAGCAGGUUGCCGGGCCAAUCGUCUUUCGGGUGGAUUCAAGAUUUUCACCAUCAGGAAGGUACAUCCUUCGUGUUGAGGAUGUCGUAUACAGCAUGAGUUACUCUCUAAGAGCCUUAGUGUCAGGUAAAGUUUUAGCAUGGUAUUCGCCAAAGCGGAAAGAGGGAAUGAUAGAACUUCGUGUGUUUGAGUUCUAAACUACCUGGAACUUUUUUUGCUUAGAGGUGAGCAGAGAUUGAAAUUGAGCGGGAACAUUUUGUAGCUUUUGUUUGCACUGAUUGUCAAUGGAAAAAAAAAUAAAAAAAAUCAACUUGCAUA